UUCAGUGUGCAUUCGGAUCUAGUCGGAACGAUAUCAAGCCGAGACUAAAAGGAUAUAUCAACUCGAUAAACGAACAUAUCCUGUAGCGCAAACUCAAAACAACUAAAACAAGAUCCUUCAAGGGAUAUACGGUGUCAAACAAAAGCUACAAGAUAAAAUUAAUCCGAUACCAAUACGACACUGAACCAAAUAAACAAAAUGGGCAGCAAAAAAAGGGUGGACCAGUCGACCGCGCAAGGCAAUGGAGCUGCCAGUAGAGUGGGCGAUAUUGUCAUAUCGGGAAUGUCGGGCAAAUUUCCGGAGAGCAGCAAUGUGGAGGAGUUCAAACAGAACUUACUUAACGGCAUUGAUAUGGUUACUGACGAUCCGCGACGCUGGGAGGCAGGCAUAUUUGGCUUACCAGAGCGGAUGGCCAAAAUGAGAGAUGAGGAUUUGGAGAAAUUUGAUGACCAAUUUUUUAGCGUACACCAGAAGCAGGCGGAGCUGAUGGAUCCGUGCAUGCGAAUGCUGCUGGAGCUGACACACGAGGCCAUCAUUGACGCGGGCAUCAAUCCGUCAGAGCUGCGCGGCACUCGCACCGGCGUCUACAUUGGCCUCUCCUUUGUCGAGACGGAGCACGAGAUACCCAACAUGGAGCCCAGCAGCAUCAAUGGCUACUGCCUGACGGGUUGUGCCCGUGCCAUGUUCGCGAACCGCAUCUCCUACACGUUCGACUUCAAGGGCCCCAGCUUCAUUGUCGACACUGCCUGCUCCAGCUCCCUGGUGGCGCUCUCUCACGCCUACACGGACAUGCGUGCCGGACGCUGCGAUUACGCUCUGGUGGCCGGCGUCAAUCUUAUACUGAAGCCCAUCUUUGCCUUGCAGUUUCUGCGUCUGGGCAUCGUUAGCCAGGAUGGCGCCUGCAAGACGUUCGAUGCGGCCGCAAAUGGAUACGCCCGAGCCGACACCUGCGCCGUGGUAUUCCUGCAGCGCAGUGAGCAGGCGAAGCGCAUCUAUGCAUCCAUUCUGAAUGUGCGCACCAAUACGGAUGGCUUCAAGGAGCAGGGCGUCACCUUUCCGGACGGCCGCAUGCAGCAUCAGUUGCUCAAGGAGACGUACAGUGAGAUCGGGCUCAGUCCCGACGAGGUGGUCUAUGUGGAGGCCCAUGGCAGCGGUACGCCCGUGGGCGAUGAUCAAGAGGCCAACAUGCUGAGCAACUUCUUUUGCCAUCCUGCGCGCCCCAGUCCCCUGCUAAUUGGCUCCGUCAAGUCCAACAUGGGCCACGCUGAGCCCGCCUCGGGCGUGAGUGCACUGGCCAAGAUGAUCAUUGCGAUGGAAGAGGGUGUUAUACCCAAGAACUUGCACUACCACACGCCAAAUCCCGCCGUACCAGCCCUGGUGGAGGGCCGACUCAAAGUGACGGACCGCAAUCUGCCCUGGCAGGGCGGCAUUGUGGGCCUCAAUUCGUUUGGCUUUGGAGGCGCCAAUGCUCACGUAAUUCUCAAGUCGCACGAGAAGAAAAAAAAGCUGAGCACAAAGCCGAAGGAUCCUUUGCUGAAGCUCGUCACCUGCUCCGGUCGCACCGAACAGGCUGUGCAGCAGCUCUUGGAGGCAGCUGCGAAGCACCGGAACGACGAUGAGUUCUUGGCGCUGAUCAAUGACAUCCACUCGCAGCCCAUUCCACUGCAUCCCUAUCGCGGCUUCUCUGUGCUAGGCCCGACCGGCAUCGUCAAGCAGGAGGUGCUGCCCUAUGAAGAGGAACAGCGACCCAUUUGGUUUGUCUACGCUGGCAUGGGCAGCCAGUGGGCCAGCAUGGCCAAGGAUCUAAUGCAAAUCGAGGUCUUCAACAAAUCCAUUCAGCACUGCGCCGAGGUACUCAAUCAAAUGGACUUUGACCUGAUAGAGGUUCUCACGCGCUCUACCGAGCGAACUUUUGACAACAUGUUGUACUCCUUCGUCUCGAUCGCUGCGGUUCAAGUGGCUUUGACGGACUUACUCAGAACGCUGAACAUAAAGCCAGAUGGCAUUAUAGGUCACUCGGCAGGUGAGCUGGGCGCCGCUUAUAUGGAUGGAUGCCUGACAGCCGAGCAGACGGUGUUGGCCGCUUACUGGCGUGGCAAGAGCGUCUUGGACACGCCUGGAUUGCCGAAGGGCAAAAUGGCAGCCGUGGGACUGAGCUGGGAAGAGAUAGGCCAGCAUCUGCCAUCGGACUGCUAUGCUGUGUGCCACAACAGCGAGGACAACUGCACGGUAUCGGGACCCGUUGAGUCCAUGGACGCAGCCAUUCAAAAGCUGAACGCCGAGGGCAUCUUUGUGAGAGCUGUGGAGUCGGGUGGCUAUGCCUUCCAUAGCAAAUAUAUUGCGGAUGCUGCGCCAAUGCUGCGUAAGAAUUUGGAACGUCUGAUCACAGAGCCCAAGCUGCGCUCCAAGCGUUGGCUGAGCACCAGCGUCCUGGAGCGGGACUGGGAGACACCGGCAUGCCGCAUGGCCUCGGCUGCAUACUUUAUCAACAAUCUGAUUUCACCUGUGCUGUUCCAUGAAGCCAUUCGCCACAUACCCGAGAAUGCGCUGAUUGUGGAAAUCGCUCCGCACGGACUCUUCCGCUCCAUACUGCGUGCGCUCGGACCGAGGAUAAGCUACGUCAGCCUCAUGCAACGGGGUCACGCCAACAAUGCGGAGUUCCUGAUGGCUCAGAUUGGUCAGCUCUAUGCAGCCGGUGGUCAGCCCCAAUUGCUAAGAAUGUCCCCGUCGAAGGCAAUCAGCUAUCCCGUCUCUCGAGGCACACCCAUGCUCAGCUCCCUGAUAGGCUGGGAUCACACGCAGAAAUGGAGCUAUCCCAAGUUUCAAGGCGGUCGCCAGUCGAGCCAGCUGAGCAUUGAGCUGGACCUGAGCAAGGAGGAGCACGCCUUCCUGGCUGGACACACCAUCGAUGGCCGUAUACUCUACCCCGCCACGGGAUACCUAACACUGGCCUGGAUGAUGCUGGCCCAGCAGCAGGGCUGCGACUACCAGCGUACGCCCGUCGUCUUUGAAGAUAUUGUGUUUCAUCGUGCCACCAUUCUUGGCCUGGAGGCGAGCGCAGCGAUCAGGUUGGCGGUGAGCUACUUCCAGGGCAGCAGCACCUUCGAGAUCUGCGAGGGCAGCAGCCUGGUGGCAUCGGGCAAGAUGCGACUCGUGGCCAAUGGGCAGGAUUUGCUGCUAAAUCUGCCCACACUACCAGGCAGCGCGGGGCUAGCCAAACUCUACACCAAGGAUGUCUACAAGGAGAUGCGACUGCGCGGCUACGACUACAGCGGCAUCUUCCAGGGCAUCCUGGAGCUUGACAAUUCGGGCGUCGUUGGCCGUCUGCAGUGGGCGGACAAUUGGAUCAGCUUCAUCGACACCAUGCUACAGUUUCGCAUACUCAGCAACAACACGCGUGAGCUGUACGUCCCAACUGGCAUCGAGCGCGUGGUCAUCGAUCCCGUCAAACACUUGGAGCUAGUCAAGCAACACCAACAGAAACUCCCGGCCUACUGGCAUCGCAACAUCUCCGUGGUCAAGUGCGGCGGGGUUGAGGUACACAAAAUAAAGACGGCGCAGACCCAACGUCGCUCGGGCAGCCAGAAUGCACCCAGUCUGGAGCGCUAUUGCUUUGUGCCGAAUGUGCAGCUGAUAGAUCCGCGCGGCGAUCAGCAAAAUGCAAAGAUCCAGGCCCUAACCGUGGCCAUGCAGCUGAUCAUCGAGAACAGCGGCGGGGCAAUCAAAAUCAAGGGCGUCGAGGUGGCCGGCAGUCGCACAGAGAACCUAAAUGCUGUCAAGCUGCUGGAGCUCGUUGAACGUGAACCAAUCCUGGUAGGUGACAUCGCCGUAGCCACCAACAGCAACAACAAUGAAUCAGCGCUGACUGAGCUACUAAAAUCUUCCGGAGUUCGUAUCGUUGUCGCAGAUCUGGCCAAGGCUGCUGUGGAGCGGCAGUGCGACUUUUUGUAUGCCGUGGACUUGUUCAGCACCGACCCGACAUCAGCAGAACUUCAGCUACUCAAUUGCAUCGAUACGAUUAAAGCUGAGAGCGGAUUUCUUCUGCUGGAGGAAAGUGUUAGUGCUUACAAGGCCGGCGGGCAGGCCCAGCUCAAAGGACUACAAAUAUUACCUAUUUUGGAGCAGAUCUACGACAGCGAUCGCAUGCUGAUCCUGGCCAGGAAAGUAGUCGAAAAGGACUUCACCAGCUCGCCAAUCGUACGCGUCUCGAACGACAACUUCAAAUGGAUCGCCAAACUAAAAGCUGCGCUAAGCAAAUCACAAUCGGAACAGACUAACGUCUAUGUCGUAGCGCAGGGAGAUCCACGCACUGGAGCUUUGGGCUUUAUAAACUGCCUAAAGAGAGAACUGAUUGGCUACCGCAUUCGCCUGUUCUUACUGCAAGACCCCGAAUCUCCCAAGUUCUCUUUGAAGGAUCCCUUCUUUGCCGAUCAAAUUACCAAGGACUUGGCCAUCAAUGUGUAUCGGAAUCGUGCCUGGGGCACCUACAGACACCUGCCGCUGAAUUCACAUCAGCCGCUACUAACUGUGGAGCAAGCCUAUGUCAACACUCUGAUCAAGGGAGAUCUGUCCUCACUGAAGUGGAUUGAAAGCCCUCGCAGCACAAAUGUGGACCUUGACAAAUGGGAGCCUUGCACGGUAUACUUCGCUCCCCUGAACUUCCGAGAUAUCAUGCUGGCAUCCGGUAAACUAGGUGUUGAUGCCCUACCCGCCGACUUGGCGCACCAGGACUGCGUGUUGGGUCUAGAGUUUGCUGGACGCGAUUCACGGGGUCGUCGCAUCAUGGCGAUGGUCACUGCCAAGUCUUUGGCCACGAACUGCUUGGCCAAUAAGAAUCUUCUCUGGGAUGUGCCCGACAACUGGACCAUGGAAGAGGCCUCUACAGUUCCCUGUGUUUACUCCACUGUUUACUAUGCUCUGGUCGUGCGCGGACAAAUGAAGAAGGGCGAGCGCAUUCUCAUCCAUGCCGGUUCCGGCGGAGUGGGCCAGGCCGCCAUCUCUGUGGCUUUGCAUCAUGGCCUGACUGUCUUCACCACGGUGGGCAGCAAGGAGAAACGCGAAUUCCUGCUGAAGCGCUUCCCGAAGCUGCAGGCGCGCAACAUUGGCAAUUCCCGUGACACUUCGUUCGAGCAAAUGAUAAUGAAUGAAACGAAUGGAGAAGGUGUUGAGUUGGUUCUCAAUUCCCUCUCCGAGGAGAAGCUUCAAGCUUCAAUCCGUUGCUUGGCCCUCAAUGGCCGCUUCUUGGAGAUUGGCAAAUUCGAUCUGAGCAACAACAGCCCCUUGGGCAUGUCUGUGUUCUUGAAGAACACCUCGUUCCAUGGCAUCCUGCUUGACAGUGUCAUGGAAGGCGAGGAGGAAAUGCAGAAGCAAGUGGUAUCACUUGUUGCUGAGGGCAUUCGGAACGGUGCCGUUCGGCCUCUACCCACGACUGUCUUCACUGAUCAGGAGAUCGAAAAGGCUUUUCGGUUCAUGGCAUCGGGCAAGCACAUUGGCAAGGUUGUCAUCAAAAUUCGUAACGAGGAGCAGCAAUCGAUGCUGCCCAAGCAGCGACUCACCAACGCCAUACCCCGCACCUACAUGCAUCCAGAGAAGAGCUACAUUGUCGUUGGCGGCCUGGGCGGCUUUGGUUUGGAGCUCACCAAUUGGCUGGUGAGUCGUGGAGCACGCUACAUUGUCCUGAACUCACACUCGGGCCUAAGGACCGGCUACCAAUCCCUGAUGAUCCGCCGCUGGCACGAGCGUGGCGUACGCGUAAUCAUCGACAUCAACGAUGUCACCACGGCGGUGGGCUGUGCGAAGCUGUUAGAGAGUAGCAACAAAUUGGCAUUGGUCGGGGGCAUAUUCAAUCUGGCCGCAGUACUCAGAGAUGGGCUCUUCGAAGAGCAAACGGUGAAGAACUUUGAGGUGGCGACGGCACCCAAGGUACUGGCCACAAUGCAUCUGGAUCAGUGCUCGCGCAGCAUGUGCCCGGCCCUGGAGCACUUUAUUUGCUUUUCAAGCCUGGCCUCGGGACGCGGCAAUCCUGGUCAGACAAACUAUGGUCUGGCGAACUCAUCCAUGGAACGCAUCUGCGAGCUGCGCCAGGCCGAGGGCUAUCCCGGCAUUGCCAUCCAAUGGGGCGCCAUUGGCGACACCGGCCUGAUCAUUGAGCACAUGGGCAACAAUGACACCGUGGUGGGCGGAACUCUCCCGCAGCGCAUGAGCAGCUGCCUGCAGACCUUGGAUGCAUUCAUGCAGCAGCCACACCCAGUGCUGGCAUCCAUGGUGCUGGCUGAGAAGCGCAAGACGGAGCAAUCGAAUCGCCAGAGCCUCAUAGCAACCAUAGCAAACAUAAUGGGUCUGCGGGAUGUCAACUCCAUUCCGGAUAAGACAACACUCUUUGAUCUGGGCAUGGACUCGCUUAUGAGCACCGAGAUCAAGCAGACUCUGGAAAGGAACUACGAUCUGGUUCUGUCCGCCCAGGAAAUUCGCCAGCUAACCUUCACUGCACUUAAGCAAAUUGAUAGUCGGGAGGCGCAAGCGACGGCUUCAAGGAUCGACAAAGCUACAGCGGCGCAGACAAAUUCUGUUGCCAAGAAGAUGGGGCAGACGACCAUUUCUCAGACCGAUGAGACUCGCAAGGUAUUCGCCAAGGAAGUAUUACCACAGGAUGUGCUCGUGCGGCUGCAAUCGAAAGCGACGAAGUCCGGCAAUGAGCCAGCUGUGUUCUUCCUUGCACCCAUCGAAGGAUUCACCAUUGCCAUCGAAGCACUGGCCGCCUCACUCACCUGCCCAGCCUACGGCCUGCAGUGCACCGAGCAGGUGCCACUGGACUCGAUUGAGGCCUGUGCCGCCUACUACUUGCAGCAAAUACAAAAGCUCCAGCCCCGAGGACCUUACAACAUUGUGGGCUACUCAUUCGGUUGCCUUCUCGCCCAUGCCAUUGGCGUUGCCCUCGAGCAACGGCGCUUUGGUGUCAAGGUCAUCAUGCUGGACGGUGCUCCCACAAUGGCCAGCGGCUACGUGCAGGAGGCGAAGAAGCAAACCGACGAUCUGAACCGCCAGCAGUCCAUGACGUUGGCUUACUUUGGUGCUCUGUUGGCAGAUGUGGACUACAAUCAGUUGCUGCAGGUUCUGGAAGGUGUCGAAACAUGGACCCUCAAAUUGGACAAGCUUGCAGAAACUUUAUCGCCGCAUACUCAACAGACAAAGGACGUGAUCAAGAAAGCGGCCUGCAUGUUUAAGCAAAAGCUUCUUCUAUCCGAGAGCUACAAGGGCGCAAAGCAGCUGAACAGCGAUGUGGUGCUGAUUAAAUCGGCGGAACAUAAUGCAAUUAUGUCUCAAGAUGACUACGGUCUCAAGGAGAUUUGCAGCGCUCAAAUCGAUAUGCAUGUUGUGGCAGGAACCCAUCGAACCUUCCUCAAGGAGGCGCAAACGUUGCAAAUUAUCGAAAAGGUUUUAUGCAAGGAAACACAAUAGUUCCAUGCUUUAUAUGUUAAUAAUAAUUUUACUUUAUAAUAUAUGCAAAUACAUAAU
Drosophila arizonae is the source of this 7515-nucleotide messenger RNA. It is a transcript of the gene FASN2, whose product is annotated as Fatty acid synthase 2. Gene Ontology annotation, biological process: fatty acid biosynthetic process. The record is from RefSeq and is a predicted model, not a curated record. Gene Ontology annotation, molecular function: 3-oxoacyl-[acyl-carrier-protein] synthase activity; phosphopantetheine binding; fatty acid synthase activity. Lineage: Eukaryota; Metazoa; Arthropoda; Insecta; Diptera; Drosophilidae.